AGCUAAGGCGGGUCUUUGGAAAUUGCCUGCCACCCUUCCCACCAAAGUACUAUUUGGCAAUGACCACAGCUAUGGCUGAUGAGAGAAGGAACCAACUGGAACAAUAUUUGCAAAAUGUAACCAUGGACCCAAACGUGUUGAGAAGCGAUGUCUUCGUUGAGUUUUUAAAACUGGCACAGCUGAAUACAUUUGACAUCACCCCCAAGAAAGCUUAUCUGGACAUAUUUCUGCCCAAUGAAGAGAGUAUUAAAAUCGAAAUUAUAACAUCAGACACUGCUGAAAGAGUCCUAGAGGUGGCAUCACACAAAAUUGGACUGUGUCGGGAGCUCUUGGGCUACUUCGGCCUCUUUCUCAUUCGGUUUGGCAAGGAGGGCAAGCUCUCUGUUGUGAAAAAAUUGGCCGACUUUGAACUCCCUUAUGUUAGUCUUGGAAGUUCUGAAGUGGAAAACUGUAAGGUUGGACUCCGAAAGUGGUAUAUGGAUCCAUCCCUCGACUCCACGCUGAUGGACUGCAGGGCGGCCCUAGAUUUGCUCUACAUGCAG
This is a messenger RNA of Mandrillus leucophaeus (drill), 542 nucleotides long. RefSeq names its product sorting nexin-31-like. Gene Ontology annotation, molecular function: phosphatidylinositol binding. The record is from RefSeq and is a predicted model, not a curated record. The transcript has 6 exons. The annotation marks the transcript as partial. Gene Ontology annotation, biological process: intracellular protein transport. Gene Ontology annotation, cellular component: cytoskeleton; early endosome. NCBI's taxonomy places the organism in Eukaryota, Metazoa, Chordata, Mammalia, Primates, Cercopithecidae.